UUUAGAAUUUGGUUAUUUAAAAGUUGAAAAAGAUCAAAUUUGUUUUGAACAUUAUAUAAAAAUUAUUAAUUUUAUUCAAGAUUUAAAAUCUAAUAAUGAAUUCUUAAAAGAUUAUAUAGAUUUAGCAGAUAUUAUUGAAACAAGCAAAUUUAUUCCAAAUAGUUCUAAUAUUCCAAUUAAUUAUUUAAAAUUUUUUGAAGAUCAACAAGUUACAAAUUUAACAACUAAUAAUUUUUCAAAUAUAAAGUUAAAAAUUGUUGAAAAUGGUAUAUUUUUUGAUAAAACAAAUUUUAACAAAUUAAUUAAUAUAAUUGUUAAUCAAAAAAUUGAAGAUAAUAAUAAUAAUUCAACUCAAAUAUAUCCUAAUUGUUUUAAACAAUUAAUUGAAGCAGAAGAAUCUCAAUUAAUUGGAUUUUUAGAUGAAAUGACAAAUGCACUUGUUUCUAAAAGAAGAACUGAAAAAAAUAUUAAAAAAACUUAA
This is a messenger RNA of Cetraspora pellucida, 481 nucleotides long. The record is from the annotation of a GenBank genome assembly. NCBI's taxonomy places the organism in Eukaryota, Fungi, Glomeromycota, Glomeromycetes, Diversisporales, Gigasporaceae.